Molecule: messenger RNA, 1977 nt
Organism: Penaeus indicus
Lineage: Eukaryota; Metazoa; Arthropoda; Malacostraca; Decapoda; Penaeidae
Product: jmjC domain-containing protein 8-like
Exons: 8
Coding region: 1-744 (247 amino acids)
Cellular component (GO): cytoplasm
Source: RefSeq, a predicted model, not a curated record
AUGUAUUAUAUUAAUCUUGUAGAUGAUGUGACAACUAAAGACAAGGAUAGGAUUGCUCAACCCGGACCGUGCAGCAUUAAUGUGGAGGAUGGAUCCUUGAGUCAGGAAGACUUUAUAAAGAAAUAUGCAUACUCUGAGCCAGUAGUCAUCAAGGGAGCAACAGAUAAUCAGGUGUUUCAGACUCUCACUCGCCGUUCAGCAUUAUUGGAGGGCUAUGGGCAUACAACUGUACGUUUGAGCUCAGCCAAUAGCUAUAGCUAUGACAAAAAAGAUGUUACAUUCAAUGAAUACUGUGUUCGCCAUGUCCAUCCUCAAAAAUUAACUACUCUUGGGAAUGAGACUUUUUACUUCUUUGGUGACAACAAUCAUGAGGAGUGGCAAGACCUUUUGGAGCAGUAUAUACAACCUCCCUAUAGAUUACCCUAUCAUUUGCCAGCAUUGAGUUUUGGUCUUGCAGGUCCGGGCACUGGUGUUCCCUUUCAUUUCCAUGGGCCAGGAUUUGCAGAGACCAUGUGGGGACGAAAAAGAUGGUUCAUGUACCCUCCUAAUGUGAACCCAAACUUCCAUCCUAAUCGCACAACAUUGCAGUGGUUGAUGGAAGACUAUCCGCUUAGAAAAGAUGAUCCUAAUUUGUAUGAAUGUACACUUAACCCUGGAGAGAUUAUUUAUUUUCCUGACAAGUGGUGGCAUGCAACUCUCAACAUUGACAGCAGCGUUUUUAUAUCAACUUUCCUCAGUCCAUAAUCUUCGUAUUGAAAAGAAAUGGGAUAUGGUAAAGGUUUAAUUAGUUUAUACCCCAUAGCAUUUUAAAUGCAGACUCUCCUAAGAUGCAUUAAUGUCUACUUUCAUAAAUAUAAGACCACACAUUCCAUAGAAAGGACAAUUAAAUUUGCCAACUUGAUGUGUCCUCUUUGCCAUUUCUUUAUUCAUUAAAAGAAAUCUAGAUUUAGGUUCAUGUUCAGUAUCAUACAAAAUUUCUUAAUAGCAUGUAUGUGAAAACAAUUUAAUUAUUUUUUGUAUUUAUGAUCUGGCUUACUUUGACCUUUUUGUAUCAUUCAAGGGUAUUGUGACUUUGGACAGAUAUUUCAUUUUUCUUAUAACCAUGGUAAUACAAAUCUAAUGUAAGUCAGGUUGAAUCUUUUCUUGAAAGUGUAUACAUAUAAACUAUAUGGAAAUGCUCUUUCUAUAUUCAAUGUAGGAUAGUGCUGAGUUAUUUAUUGUAACUUAUUACAGGUUUUAUCAUGACUGACAGUUCAUAUCUAUAAUAGAACUGGCUCUGGAAAACUUAAGAUUGUGUACUUUUAGGAAUAAUGGAUAAAGUAUCAGGAGACAGAAGAACAUUUGUUUAGAUAAACAUAUACUGUAUGUAUUUGUGUAUUGGGGACCUGAUAAAUUGUCAAGUAGUCAACUAUAUUUUAACUAUGUUUUAAAGAUAAAUCUAAUACUAAACUAAAGGUUGCAUACUAUUUAUAAUUAAAUUAUAAAUUUGCAUAAAGUAGACAGGUUAAAAAAUCGUCUGCAUAUACUAUGGCUGUGAAAUUAAACUGUAUGAAAAGAUUGAAAUAUUUUUUUUUUAAAGAUUAUUUGCUGUUUUUGUGGUGAUGGUGAACCUUUAUAGUACAGUUGAAUUACUGAAAUGAUCUUGGCUAAAUAUUUGUCACAAACCUUUUAUAAAGACAAGUAGUUUUGUAAACAUGUUUUUUAAUGUCGGGGACAAACCUUGUGGGACCAAUAUUGCUAUUUGAAUUCUAUUUUUUCUUAUUCUCUUUGUUAUAUUUCACCUAAUAGGAAUUGUAAUUUCUAAGAAAACUUCAUUUAAAUAAGUACUAAUGAAAUGUUCCUGAAGUGUUGGUUUAUUUUCUUGAUCACUGUUUUGCAGUGUAUAAUUCUAUUUUUUUUCUAGUCAGAUCAAUGUUCCAUAUUUUUGAUUAACAUUGCUGUAUGGUUAUUGGUUCCUAAAUAAAUAUUUUGAACAUU